AAACAACGUGGCCCUUGUUCCUGCUAGCAGGUGAACAUUUCCUUGAUAGUGAAUGACAAUGAAACGGAACAAUGCGUGAGGGCGCUUCAUUCGACGUUUUCGAGAUGGGGAUUCUCUCUGAACUCAAUAAAGCAGACGCAUUCCAAAAUGGCCAUGCAGGAAGUUCACGUGAAAUGAAAAUGGUGGAAGUGUCGGCCUCUGCUUCCCACAUGCCGGACUGCAGAUUGGCCUCUACUUCCCACUUGCUGGACUCAAACACAAUUCCUUGCAACAUGCCGGACCUGAAGACAGCUCUGCUUAACUUUCUCUUGAUAAAGGACUUUUAUCCCAGGAAAAUUCAUGCUUUGUUUGAUUCCAAAGAUGUUAAGGGCUUGCAGGGUAUCUUUGCACGUGCGGGUGUCAUAUUGGCUUUUUUAAUUGCCCUGUUAGCUUUCAUUUACAAAUUAACCGCUGGUAGAUGAUGGUGGAUGUCCCUCGUCUAUCAAUGGGAGAACUUUUUUUCUGGAGCAUGAGUGGAUGUUGGUACCGAACUUUUCUUGGUGGAGAUGAGUUGGAUUGGAAGUUAGUAAUUUGGUUUUUUUGGACAAGUUCAAUCAGGAAAUAAUAGGGUAGUUUGCUCUUUAGUUGAAAAUUUUGUCAUGUUUGUAUAAGGUCUUCUUAACUUAACUCAACAGUUGUAAAGUUUGCUCAAAGCCUUUGGCCUUGCAUGUUGUUGUUAGCCAGAAAUUAGCACUUCCAGUGAUGGAUUAUAUAUGGUGUAGAGGAUGUAGGUCCUCCCAAAAUGAUGCAGUUCCACAACUCAGUUGUUGGAUUAAACCAUAUGAAACAUUUUACACUGACUAGUCAA
Magnolia sinica is the source of this 847-nucleotide messenger RNA. RefSeq lists its product as uncharacterized. Bases 72 to 461 code for a protein of 129 amino acids. NCBI's taxonomy places the organism in Eukaryota, Viridiplantae, Streptophyta, Magnoliopsida, Magnoliales, Magnoliaceae. The record is from RefSeq and is a predicted model, not a curated record. The transcript has 2 exons.